Messenger RNA from Eublepharis macularius, 1212 nucleotides. It is a transcript of the gene RPP38, whose product is annotated as ribonuclease P/MRP subunit p38. Gene Ontology annotation, biological process: tRNA 5'-leader removal. Gene Ontology annotation, cellular component: nucleolar ribonuclease P complex; fibrillar center; ribonuclease MRP complex. The coding region runs from base 101 to 946 and encodes 281 amino acids. NCBI's taxonomy places the organism in Eukaryota, Metazoa, Chordata, Lepidosauria, Squamata, Eublepharidae. The record is from RefSeq and is a predicted model, not a curated record. The transcript is spliced from 2 exons. Gene Ontology annotation, molecular function: ribonuclease P RNA binding; ribonuclease P activity.
CUCUUCCGCUUCCACUGGCGCUGAGCUCCUCCGCGUUGUGGAGGGGCGCGUCUGCUGCAGCGGCGCAGGCAAGCGGGCCUCAGAUUGCAAACAGAACACCAUGCCUGCUCAGGGAAUGAAGGGAUCAGUCAGGAAAUCAAAGCAAAUUAUUGUUAAGACAUCUUUAAACAGCCCUUAUGCACUCCAGUGGAGUACCUUGGACGGAACAGAUAUGCAUUUCGUACUGGAGGCCUUGGAAAAUGUUAUGAAACAGGUUGGAUUUAAAAAGAUAGAGUGUCGGAGGAAGAAAAAACCCUAUUUUGCAAAAAAGCAAGAUAAAGAACAGUGCCAGGCUAGUUCCAGCAAACCUCCAAAUGAAAGUGAAACAGAAGACCCCAAAGGAGCACACGGGUGGACUGAUUUGACCAUCAGAGGCCAACUUGCUAUUGGGAUCAAUGAAGUAACCAGAGCUUUGGAAAAAGAUGAACUACUCCUAGUGCUGGUGUGUAAGUCUGCCAAACCUACCAUGAUCACAUCGCACCUUAUUCUGCUUAGUGCAAGUCGGGCCAUCCCUGCCUGUCAGGUUCCCCGCCUCAGUGAAAGGCUCGCACCAGUUCUUGGCUUAACAUCAGUCCUAGCACUGGGGUUUAAACGGAGCACCGAUGCCUUUGCAGAAGUGGCUAAAGCAAUCAUUCCACGACUACCUAGCUUGGAUGUGCCAUGGAUUCAACACGGAACUGAACAGUCCCUGGGAAGUGAAGAGAUUCAGCCAAUGGAUUUGCAGGCAGGUGAGCUGAACCAAUCGGAACCUGGAGAGCACCCUCCAAGCCACAAGCAGAAGGGAAUGGACAGCAGCAGGCUUCUCUCCCCCACUACGAUGCUGCAACCACUCAAGGUUAAAAAAAUUAUUCCCAAUCCAAACAAGAGAAGAAAACUUCCCAAAACUAAAAAACGGAUUUCAAAAUAACUGAUUAGAUUGGUUUGGUCCCUAGAUCCAAGUCUGCAAAAACGACAAUGAACGUUCAGAGCACCAAAGUCUUUACCAGCCCCCUUUUCUUUUACAGCCUCCAGGAAUGGUACAGGGAGUUGAAGACGGAGGGGCUAAAUCUGGAAAUUUUAACGUCUUAAAUAGAAGGCAUGUGUACAAGCAAGGGUUUGGAUCCAGCUCACUAUGCCUAAGGAACACCGUUUACUGCUUUAUAUGUAUGAGAUCGAUGUUAUAAUAAAUAUUGA